AUGACGAACGCCCGUUGCCCACGCCGACCCCACGCGCUCAUAUCAUUGCUCUCGUCGCCGUGGGAGCUGCAGCGACGAUCCCGCGCCAUGCGUUGGCAAUGUCUCUGCGCGGGUCACUCGGUCCAAGAGGCGCUGCUGUGCAGUCGAGGAACGCGCGCCAAUGCUCGUCGGCUCCGAUUGCCUGGCCGAAGCCAUGGCUCAUUCAGCCAAGGCAGAACCAUAUUGCGCCGGCUGUGUUUUACGGACGGACGGGCGUCGAGGGCAGAGGCGCCAGCGUCUUGUAUGUACUAA
Molecule: messenger RNA, 291 nt
Organism: Bipolaris zeicola 26-R-13
Lineage: Eukaryota; Fungi; Ascomycota; Dothideomycetes; Pleosporales; Pleosporaceae
Exons: 1
Coding region: 1-291 (96 amino acids)
Source: RefSeq, a predicted model, not a curated record